Messenger RNA from Mesocricetus auratus (golden hamster), 9689 nucleotides. RefSeq names its product opioid receptor mu 1 (gene Oprm1). Gene Ontology annotation, biological process: sensory perception of pain; G protein-coupled opioid receptor signaling pathway; neuropeptide signaling pathway. Lineage: Eukaryota; Metazoa; Chordata; Mammalia; Rodentia; Cricetidae. Bases 309 to 1505 code for a protein of 398 amino acids. The transcript has 4 exons. Gene Ontology annotation, cellular component: membrane; neuron projection. The record is from RefSeq and is a predicted model, not a curated record. Gene Ontology annotation, molecular function: neuropeptide binding; morphine receptor activity; G-protein beta-subunit binding.
UCUCCAGCCUCUGGAUCCCUCACAGUGCGCUCCCUCCCUUCCACCCAGAGAGCAGUGCUUUGGGAUGCUAAGGACUGCUCUGUGUACUUCUAAGGUGGGAGGGGGUUACAAGCAGAGGAGAAUAUCAGACGCUCAGGCGUUCCCUUCUGGCUGACGCUUUUCUCUGGUUUAUGCCAGGGCUUGUCUGUUUAAGAAACGGACGGAGCUGAGGCAGCUGGGAGAGGAAGAGGCUGGGGAUCCCGAAAUACAAAAAGUCUUGGAGCUCUCAGUUACUGCCCUCAUCGAGCCCACAGCAGGCCUUCAGCACCAUGGACAGCCGCGCUGAACCUGGAAAUACCAGCGACUGUUCUGACCCCUUGGCUCCUGCAAGUUGCUACCCAGCACCUGCCUCCUGGCUCAACUUGUCCCAUGUAGAUGGCAACCAGUCCGACCCAUGCGGUCUGAACCGCACCGGGCUUGGCGGGAGCGACAGCCUGUGCUCUUCGGCCGGCAGUCCUUCAAUGAUCACAGCAAUAACCAUCAUGGCCAUCUAUUCUAUAGUGUGCGUAGUGGGCCUCUUCGGAAACUUCCUGGUCAUGUAUGUGAUUGUCAGAUACACCAAGAUGAAGACAGCCACCAACAUCUACAUUUUCAAUCUUGCUCUGGCAGAUGCCUUAGCGACCAGUACACUGCCCUUCCAGAGUGUCAACUACCUGAUGGGAACAUGGCCCUUCGGAACUAUCCUGUGCAAGAUUGUGAUCUCAAUAGAUUACUACAACAUGUUCACCAGCAUCUUUACCCUCUGCACCAUGAGCGUGGACCGCUACAUCGCUGUCUGCCACCCAGUCAAGGCCCUGGAUUUCCGUACCCCCCGAAACGCCAAAAUUGUCAAUGUCUGCAACUGGAUCAUCUCUUCUGCCAUUGGUCUGCCUGUAAUGUUCAUGGCAACCACAAAAUACAGGCAUGGGUCGAUAGAUUGCACCCUCACGUUCUCGCACCCCACCUGGUACUGGGAGAACCUGCUCAAAAUCUGUGUCUUCAUCUUCGCCUUCAUCAUGCCAGUCCUCAUCAUCACCGUAUGUUAUGGACUGAUGAUCCUGCGACUCAAGAGUGUCCGCAUGCUGUCUGGCUCCAAAGAAAAGGACAGGAACCUACGCAGGAUCACAAGGAUGGUGCUGGUGGUCGUGGCUGUGUUUAUCGUCUGCUGGACCCCGAUUCACAUCUACGUCAUCAUCAAGGCCCUGAUCACGAUCCCAGAGACCACCUUUCAGACGGUUUCCUGGCACUUCUGCAUCGCCCUGGGUUACACAAACAGCUGCCUGAACCCGGUUCUGUACGCGUUCCUGGACGAAAACUUCAAACGAUGCUUCAGGGAAUUCUGCAUCCCGACCCCCUCCACGAUCGAACAGCAGAACUCCACUCGAAUCCGUCAGAACACUAGAGACCACCCCUCCACGGCUAAUACAGUGGAUCGAACGAACCAUCAGCUAGAAAAUCUGGAAGCAGAAACUGCUCCAUUGCCCUAACUGGGUCCCAUGCCAUCCAGAACCUUGCUGAGCUUGGAGGCCACCAUCUCCUUGGAAUCAGGUUGCUGUCGGGGUGUGUAGGAGGCUCUGGUUUCCUAGGAAACCUCCUGAUCCUGCAUCAUUCAAAGUCUGUCCUCUCUGGCUACUUCACUUUGCACAGGAGAGACACUCAUAGUGCAACAAGCACUCAGAAGGAAGAGAUUAUAUGACACUACUGAGUCCAGCUUGUGUAUAGAACCACCAGAAAAACACAUGCAGUGGACCACAAUACUCUGUGGUAUGUGAAUUGGGGUCGUCAUAGAAGAUGACCCUUCUGUAUGUAGAAUUUCUAUUUUCAAGAAAAUACUUAUGACCUUAUCAAAGAAAAACCAUCAAUUGUUAAAUUCACUGUAGUAACCCAUAAAGUAAAUGCUACCUCUGACCUCUGACCCAGUCACCUUCUAUGGAAAGUUCCAGUCUUUCUAGUCUUCUGUGAGGGAAUACAUUAUGUUUGACCCAUAGUGUUCACCUUGAAAUCCUUGUCUAAUUGAGACAUGGAUGGCACCUCCAUUUCUUGGUUUUGUGUUGUUUGAAAGAACACAACCUAUUUCUCCCCUGGCUCCAUAAUGAAAAUGGAAGGGAUGUAAAAUCCAGUGUCAAUGGCAGAAUGGUUGAUUCUCACACAAAAAGGACUUCCUGGGAGUUACAACAUGGCGAUGGUCCUUCCUAAUUCCCUUGCUGUCCCCCAAGUGCUCACAAAGUUACCCAAUGAGCUAUGCCACCCAAGACAGAAGCCAAGAGUUUUACUACCUUCAUUUCUCCGUAAUUUCUCCACACUGCAUGCUCUCUUCUAUGUUAUUUUAUCAGAUGCCCUCUGAAUCAGCAUGAUAAAACAACAGAUAUUAGCAUUAGGUGCCAGGAAAGUAUAAGCGUUUUUUAAAAAUAUGAACCCAAUAAAUGUGAUUACAAGACAGACUCAAACAACCAUGUAGAAAAAUAUGUGAUCCAUUUUUCAAUCCUAUGUAGUUAACAAACAUGAAAUAUUAACAAUACCCCAAACCACUUUCCCUAAGAAUUUGUCAUAAUCAUUAUCCUCAUCUUUUUUGUUCUUGGAUAAAUAUCAAGAUUUCCUUGAUAAGAUGUCAAUCUUCAAUGUAGUGUCUCUAAGAAAAGCCCUGUCUGACUAGUUUUUGUGGACGUGACAUGCACUGAGAUUUAACAGUCUCCUAUUUUUAGAUCUGGAAGAAUGGCCAGUCAGAUGGCCCAUGCAACGGGGAGUUCUCUACUUUGAACUUUUGUCAGCACUGACUAAAUGAACUGAGUCUUUUGUCAUCUUCUAUGAUGACAGAAGUAGAAAACGGGGCCCUGAUCCUCCCACCCACCAUACGGUUCCAGACUCUGCAUGCAGCUGGCAGGUACCACUGUAAAAUGUGCAUCCCUUCGUCUAUCCAACAAGACACAAAUAUGCCCACAGUUUCUGGAAGACAACUGUCAGAGAUCAGAAUAGCUGGAUUUACUGUCUCAGAUCUAAUUGGCUAUAAUUGCAUGGACCCAGCCAUGCAUCCAUCCAUUAGAAGAGGGGGAAAAAUCCAAGUUAAGUGUUUUAAUGUUUUUCUUCCAGUGAUGCCUCUAAUAACCUCCAUUUCUCAGACACUGCAUGCCAGGACAGAUGGGCACUGUGUUGCAGUUUUUACAUUUUCUGGUAGAAGUAAUUAAAACCAAAAUCUUAAAAAGAGUCAGAAUUUUAAAAUGGAUAACACAAACGAGACUCACUAGGGAGAACGAAACAUCUCCAUGUAAGUACUGAGGAAGAACAUUCUUGCUUCCAGUGUGCUGUUUGACACGCGCUCUCUCAAGGGGUAGCACAGUGUUGUCCCUGCUCACGGGCUUCUUUACGGCCAUCACUGUUUCUGUAUAAGGACCCACUCUUGGUGUGAGUCAUCUGGCAUGUGGCUGAGAGCAACUUGCACUUGACGUAGGACUUGACCCAUGAUUGUUUCCUACAAGCAUCAUAUGUGUGUGCACACAGCUCUUCCAUGUCAUCUCUUAGCAGCUACAAAAAACACACAAUGGAAGGGUUCAUUUAAAAACAAAACACAUUCUAAAGCCAGAAAGGCAUCGCCAGGAGUUUUUAUGGAAAGCCACUUUCAAUGCAUGUAUGCUAGAACUAACUUGCAACUCAGUGGCGCGGAGAAGCGAGAGCCCACAGUCUGGCAGAGUUAAUUUUCUAUUGUGAUCUAAAGGUAAAUAAAAUGAUGAGCAAAAAGAAAAAUUAGGAUUAAAUUAUACAAUGUUUUUAAAAAAAUAAUUUUGGCCUGUCUUACACUAAAUGUUUUCUAUUAUAAAUGAAAACUAUCGAUGUUGAAACAAAACAGUGACUGUGGGAAGCUUAGGAGCUUCACUGAUUAUAUCCACCUUUGGGAUAACAUGAACACAUCUUUGUUCCCUGCUUAGCGAUGCCUUUCUGGCUGUGUCUUGGGCAGAAGAAGUCUGAUGCUUAGAAAUAGGACUAUAAAAAGUGGGUGGGUGGUUGGACCCUUGGUGGGACACAGCAAGAGAAAGCAGUGACCUCCUGCCUUCCUCUGUGAGACACGUAAGUGCAGCCACAAGUACAGACUUACUGAACUUCUCAGUACCAGCUUACAGGAAGCACAAAGUGAUCUGGUAAAGUCUGUUAUUAAACCUAUAUUAAGUGUGCAAUGAGAAGAAUCUUGGAAAAAAAUAGCUCUUUCUCAGAAAAAUGUGCCCAGUGUCUAAAAGCAUCUAACAUAUAACCACUUUCACUGAUAGGUAUAUUUCCUUUCAAGGUUUUUCAACUUUACACAGUAUUCAUUGGAUAUUAUCUGACAGGAUACAGCUUUGGCCCAACCACCCCACACUCUUUCUUUUCCUUUCUCAUUUCUCACUUCUUCCCAAGACAGGUUCAUGGGCUGGGCUGUCCUCCAGCUCACGGUAUAACCCCAGCUGGCCUUCAACUUAGGAUCCCUAAGCCUGCUUCAGCCUAUGGGUGCACACACCUGGAAGAAGAAGAAAAAAAACAAACUGUGUUGGUACAGUACAAACACAAUGCUACUCCUUCAUUCAUCUAAACCACUCAGUGUUAACCAGGACCGUCCUGUAUGGUCCAACAUAAAUGCAGAUAUAUUUAUAAUGGUCAAAUGACACUUUAUCAUUUCUGGUUCUAAAAGAAUGGUAGCAUUGAUCCUAUCUCACAAGAAGUUGUCUGCUUCUCUCAAUGAGCUGCUGCCAUCCAGAGCUGUAGCAACAGAGUUUGUUUUCAUGGCGCACUCAUACUCAUGAAAUCUAAGAUUUGCUUAAAAUCCCCCUAAGGACAUUAGGCUUUCAGCAGUAUAUGCAACUCCUAUGUAGAAAAUGCAUGUCUCUUUUGUGAUUUCACAGAGGCAGAACAGAGGCCCUUUUGGAGAGAGGGGGCACAUUUUUAUCUCAACAUUGUCACACGCACCAUAAUAGGAAUAUUUAGCAGCCAAAAAUAUCUUUCAGGAAGAGUGUUCUUAAAGGCUGUCUCUGAGUUCCUUCUUCCCACCUCUCUAUUUUAAUCAAAAAAUCCUGAGUCUCAAAAGCAGGCUGUAAUAUUCCAAUUCCUUCCAAACCUCUUGAAAGAAACUUCUGUUGUUUGGCCUCAAACAUGAAGAUGUUUUAUUUUAUUGGCAUUAUCCACUAAUGUUGGGAAACUUUCCAUGAACACAAAGUUACCAAAUGCCAAAUGGAAACACAAAGAGAAGUAGUGUAUGCUGAGGGAGCCCCAAGAAGAGAAAGGGAAGACAUGAAGGCGGUGGUAAUUUCCCUAAGAAUCGGUUUGGAACUGAACAGUCCCAUACACGCAACAGCAGUGGCAAGCCGGGUGAUCUAAGCACAUUUAAACUAACGCACACCAGAGAGAAGGCAGAGGUUAUGUUCGCUUGACUUUUGGGAGACGAUCUCUCAAACAUGUCAAAGCAGAGGACUCUGGGAUUUUCUCCGUUUCAAGGAGAGCAGAAACACCACACCACGAUACCUCACAAUGUCUGAAUCCAGUGUCUGAUGCUUUCCGUGCCCUGGAUCCCCCUAGUCUGCAGAGAUUCUUUGUGGAUCUGGUACAACGGCAGUAUCAUCAUUUGGUGUGGCAGCCAAACAACCGAGUCUCAAAUUCAAUGCCUGUCUCCUCUAGGCUGCAAGUGCCUAGGUAGGCUCAGCUCGGCUGCCAGCAUCCUCAGGAAAGCUCAGUGCAGGUGGCCAGCCCUUAGUGCACCCUCCAAAGAUCUCCAGAAAGAGGUGAGCCCACAGAUCCUGCUGGAAUUCUUAGGGUCCUGGGACAAGAAUGUGCCAUUUGCAUUGGUUUUCUUUCUAGAGCGCAGUGCUGAGAAGGAGUGUGUUGGACUGUGUUCUUUCUGUUAGGAUAGCAGCACAUGAGACUUUUCUUUUGCUGUGGAUAAAUAUAUUCAUACCUUGAGUAUCCUCUUAGGAUUCUACCAGACACUUUCAAAAGACAGAAGGUUCUGUGGAGGUCAAAUGUGGCCAAACUGGCCCACAAGUGUUUGUGAAGCCUGGUUCCCCUUCGCCCACUUGCUAAGAAAUUCAGGCUGUUGCUAUUUGAUUGUUUGUUUUCUGGUUGGGGGAUAUGUUACUUGUCAUUAUUGUUCAUCUUUUGUUGUGUUUGGGUCUUUCAUUUCUGCCCAAAACGUGUCAUUACACAGAUGCACUCUCCAUAGAAAGAACCUCACCCACCAUCUCCCCCUCUGCCUUCUGGCCUAGAUGGGUUUCCUUUUGUAAUGGCCCCUUUCCGCCCUCCCUGCUUAUAGUCCUGAACUCCCAGCCUGACUUCUUGGCUGGCCACUCCCCUUCGCUGUGUCUAUUAAUGGCUUGCAGGGCUCUAUCAUGUUAAAUAUAGAACCAUUUAGCAUUUAGUGUCUGAUGUCUGUCCUUCCAACCCAGAACCCAAUCAGCUGGUUCUUGUUCCCCUGAAGCUCUGCAGGUGGCAAAGCCGAUUCCUGCUGCCUGCUCCUCCCUCUGCAGGGGUCCAUACAGAAAACCUGAAAAAUCACAAGGCUUCUUGUUACUCUCUAGAGCUGUAAUACAAUUUGUUCCCUCCUGCCCCCAGGCUCACCCCUGCUCUUACUCAGUGGGGAGCUGCUACUGAUCAGGCUGUAUUAACUCACAACUUGUUUGCUCUAUGGAAAUUCUGGGCUUUUUUUUCUCAGGGGAAUAGAGAAACUCAACAGGCCUCCUACCCAGCUGCUUCUUUCCAUGCAAGCUAUUGAAUCUAUACAAAUUAGAUUCAAGUGACAGGUUAUUUUAGGGAUUUAUAAUCUCUGUACUGCUGAUAGUAAUCUGACAAGUGUUCCCAGAGUCCCAUUUGUCUGUGACUCAACCACUCAACUUAAGACAUGAACUGGAGCAAAAUAAGAAACUUCUGAGUUAACCUGAGGAACUGUCAGUGGCUUUAGGUUCUGUUUGUUGGGUUCUGUUGGUUGUUUGGGAGAGGUUUUGUUUGUUGUUGUUGUUAUUUUGUCCUGUCUGUUUUUUGAGAUAGGGUCUCACUCUACAUUCCACAGCAUUCUGAUGCUCACUCUAUAUCAUAGGCUAACCUUGAAUCUUGAACUCUUGGAGCUCCUUCUGACUUAGCCUCCUGAGUUCCAGGGUUACUGGCAAGAGCUACCAGGUUGUUUCCAGUUGGUUUUUGUUGUUUGUUUUUUAUAAAACCUAUCCAUCUAUUGAAGGAACCAAAUGAAAAUGACAUUAAUCCCAAUGACACACGCCUAGUGACCUUUAUAAUGAAUGCCUUCCUCCCAAUCAAAUAUUUUAAAUAAUCUGAAGACAAAAUUAUACAAAAUAAUUCCCAGUAGUGGAUGUUCCAUCCCUAUAAUGUUCAAUACAACAAACCCCAGUAAAAUCUAGGCACUGGGAUUGCCCAUCGUGGCAAUCUGUACGAAAAGACAGCAUGGGUGUACAUAUAAAAACUGGUGUGACUCUUGUGGAGGGCUGAUGUUCUAACAGCAAGACUGUAACUUUGAGUAAAUAAUUGAAAAAUCAAUUAGGUUACUGUUUUCUUAUUGAUUCUGAAGACAGAGGAAACAUCCUGCUGGCUAUUUUCUAACUAGCCUGGCUUCUCGGAGUCGGCCGGAAGCCAGCAGUCACGGACACCAUGAAGAGAAGAGUUACCUGAAGAACUGAAGGAGAGAGGAGUCCAGUGAGUGGCAACUGCCAGGGAGUGGCUGGCUAUCUCUGACAUAAAUUUUAAGUCAGGUCAUCUUUCUGGCUCACAUUUGCUUGGUGUUUGGACAUCUCUGUAGAGAAAGUUAGGAAAAUAAUAUUAGUUCGGCUGUCUAUACAAAAGUCAGCGUGGCUCUGUCAUGUUAAAAGAACAGAGGAGCUUAGACCUAGUUCUGCCUUUUAUAAUAUUUUAAAGGAUAACAACUUCAUGUCAACAUCAUGUAAAGUCAGAGAUUCCCACACAGAGAAAUACAAUUUGCAUUUUACUGCACACUUCGAGAAAAUCAAUCACAAAAACUAACCAGAACUGUUUAAAUAUUAAUAUAUAUGUAUGUAUAUGUGUAUAUAUAUAUAUCCCUAUUACAUGGCAAUUAUAUAGGGAUCAUAGCAUUAAAAAUGCCAUUAUAUGGAACCCUAUAUGCCUUUAGGAACAUAUCUACAAUAUAAAAGAAGCAUAUGAACAGGUAGUAAUGAUAUUUUAAUUUGAUUAGAAUAAAAAAUGAAAUGACACUUUCUACUUGGCAAUACAUUCCUGAGCUUUUCACCUAAUUAGUAGUUAUAAUUUUAAAUGUGCAAUGGUCUUGUUCUCAUCUCAUUAUGUUCCAUGGAAUAUAAGUAAAUAAGUUUGCAAAUGGAUCUUCUAAAAAUGCAUUGAACAACAUCUAUCAAAUAUAACAAAUAAACAAGUUUUCAUUUUUUUAAGGAAAAGCAGAAAAGCUUAAGUCUAAACAUCUGGUGUGUUUUAAUAACACCUACAGUGCAUUCUUGAUAUCCAAAGACAAUUUCUGCUAGAAAAAAGGAAAAAGUUGAACUUCAUAGUUUUAAUUACACUUGAAAUUCUGGUAACCAAUGACAGUGUUCAAAAAUAACCCAUAAUGCUACAGAGGAGAAAAAGAACAUAUAUGAUAAUGAAUCUGGUUAGAUUCUCAUGCAGUUAAGUUCAAAUAUUUUAAGUAGAUCAUCACCUGGGAGCUGCAUUUCUCUCCAGCUGCAGAAGUGGAGGCAGAUACCCUUCUUUGGACCAUAGCAUCAUUGAGUCUACUCUAAUUGGAGUGUCUAGCCUCCCACCCAUGCAUCUCCUCCUGGCGCUCCGGGGUAUGGAAGAAGACUGCAACUGACUCCUUUCUUCAAGUUCAGAGGUGAAAUGAAUCUGGAACCCUGCCACUCAGCAUAUGAGGUCAGCUUCUAUAAUAAUAGAACAUUUUAAUUUAUGGAGAAAUGUCAGCAAGUAGCACACACAAAAACAGAAGUGUGACAGAGUUCGUGCUUUCCAGAUUUUUGUGUCCAUGUAAGUGAAAGCACAACCAUAUCUUCCAAAACUGCGUGUGAAAUCCACGGGCACAGCAGUGAACACAGCAUGCCGUCUAGCUGGGUUCUUUUCAGCAAUCUCCCAACACACAUCCACACAUGCACUUUCAUGCGCACACACACAUGCACACACACACACCUCCCAAAAGUAUGUUUCCCUAGGAAUCUGUGUCAUACCUCUUUGCCCCUGCCAGAGACACAUGGUUUGCUGUAACGGUGCGCAGAGGAAUGGUCAAAGGCAUGCAGCAUUCUUUCCUGGGAAUCCCUCCUUUAGUGUUUGCUUAUUUGUUUACAUCAUUAUGCUGGCCCUACAAUAAUGUUACUAUUAAAAAACAAACACCCUCACUUGCAGAAAAGAAUAAGCUAUCAUUCCCUCCUUUGUGUGUAUUUCCAUGUAGGAAAAGAUGAUCAAAUGUAGCUUUUCCAAAAAUUAUCUGAGAUAUCACAGUGACUUCUAUAUAGAUUAAAGUAUUGACUAGUACAUCAAGCAUUAAAAACAUUGCUGAAUUCUUUUUGCAGCAUUCCUAUUUGACUGUUUAAUGGAAGUUGUGUGUAAAAACAACAUGCAAACUCUUGCACUGUGUUACUCUUGAUGUGCCAGACUCCAUAAACAUUUUGGGCUGUAUUGUGAUUUUUCUUGCAUGUAAUGUAUGAUUAUCUGACUAAUAAAGAAAACUUACUAGCUAA